This is a messenger RNA of Penicillium verrucosum, 1866 nucleotides long. Its product is annotated as PARP-type zinc finger-containing protein. Bases 1 to 1866 code for a protein of 621 amino acids. The record is from RefSeq and is a predicted model, not a curated record. The transcript has 5 exons. Gene Ontology annotation, molecular function: DNA binding; zinc ion binding. NCBI's taxonomy places the organism in Eukaryota, Fungi, Ascomycota, Eurotiomycetes, Eurotiales, Aspergillaceae.
AUGCCAUACCGAUUUGAAAUUGCCGCACAAGGCCGCGCUGGCUGCAAAGCCGUUGAUUGUCUCAAAGAGAAAACCAAGAUCCCCAAGGGUGAAUUCCGUGUCGGCACCUGGGUUGACGGUGGGAGCUACCAGUCCUGGUCUUGGCGCCACUGGGGUUGCUUUACCCCCAAGCAAAUUGUGAAUGUCAAGAAGGAACUCACCGAGGACUCUGAGGAGCCUGAUUUCUCUCGCCUUGAUGGCUUCGAGGAGCUCAGUGAGGAGUUCCAGGAGAAGAUUCGCAAGGCCAUCGAAUUGGGUCACGUCGAAGAUGAGGAAUGGAAGGGCGACGCUGAAUGCAACCGCCCUGGACAAGUCGGCAUGCAUGUCAAGACUCACAAGGGCAAGGGAAAGGCCGAUGAGUCCGAGGAAGCUGAGCAGUCCUCGUCUGCCAAGAAGCGUGGUCUGAACGGUUCUGAGAACGCGGGCGAGCAGCCUGCCAAGAAGAAGCAAACCCGUACCAAGAAGGCUACCAAUGAUGAUGACGAUGCCAUCGCCGAGGCUGCCGUCGUUGAAAUUGAACCCAAGGAGGCCAAGGAGCGUGGCCGCCGCGGAAAGAAGACUACCGAGGAGCAAGUUGCUGCCGCUGAGGCUGAUGUCAAGGUCGAUGCCAAGAAGCGUGGACGUGGGCGUCCCCCAAAGAAGAGUUCUGAAGAUGAGGGUGCCGAUGCUGACACUGAGAUGACCACCGAGCCUACUGAACCCACUGAGUCCAAGAAGCGUGCUUCUCGUGCCAAGAAGGCCACUAAUGAAGCAGCCUCUGCUGGCAUCGAGCCCAAGGAGACCACCCAGCCCAAGAAGCAUGCUCGUGCCAAGAAGGUCACCAAAGAUAACACUGCCUCGGACGACACCGAGCCUAAGGAGGAGACCGCUCAGUCCAAGAAGCGUGGUUCUCGUGCCAAGAAGGUCGACGAAACUGUCUCUGCCGACAUCGAGCCUAAGGAGGAGACCACCAAGCGUGUUACUCGUGGCAAGAAAGUCGUUACCUCCGUUUCUGACAACGAAUCCGGCGAAGUUGGCCCUGCCAAUGAGGAUCAGCCACCCAAGAAGACGCCCGUGACUCGUGCAACUCGUGCCAAGAAGGAUGCGCAGGAAAAUGUUUCCCCCGUCGACAAGGACGUCUCCUCUGCCGACAACGAGGCCGCCACUAUCUUCAAGCCUACCAAGAAGCAGGCGAGUCGUGGCAAGAAGGAUGUGAGCAACAAUGUUUCUCCCGUUGACCAGGAUGUCUCCUCUACCGGCAUCGAGACUGGUUCUGCCAAUGGCCAGACGAAGAAGUCUACCACUCGUGCGAAGACUGCAAAUGGCGCAAAGACCAACAAUGCCUCGAAGGCUACCAACGGAGCCAAGACCAACGGAGCCGCUUCCAAGGAAGAGCAUGCUGAUGAAUCUACCGAGAAGCCCAAGCGCACUCACAGUACCAACAACAAAACUAACGGCAACGAUUCUACCUCUGAGAACAAGCCUAAGACAACUCGCACUCGUAAGGCGACUGCCGACAAGGUCACUCAAACCUUCGACACUACCAACGAAAAGCCUAAGACCGGAGUUCGCAAGCCGACUACCACGAAGGCCACCGAUGAGACCGCUGACCAGGCUGAUAAGGAGCCUACCGAGGGUUUCAAUGAGAAAUCUGCUGAGGACAUUGUCAUGAAGUCUGAGGAUGGUCCAGAGAAUGCUUCCACCGAGGUCCCCGAUGAGCCCAUUGUCGACGCUACCAAGAAGUCCGCUGAGGACGCUACCGAGGAGCCCGUUGAGGACGCCACUGAGAAGCCCCUCGAGUCUCCUCUGAAGCCAGUCAAGGCAGAGAAUUACGAUGACGACUGCUAA